Molecule: messenger RNA, 876 nt
Organism: Arachis ipaensis
Lineage: Eukaryota; Viridiplantae; Streptophyta; Magnoliopsida; Fabales; Fabaceae
Source: RefSeq, a predicted model, not a curated record
AUGGAUGUGUUAUUAGAUAUAAUGUUUCAUCAUGGAGGAAACUUUGAGAAAGAUGGUGAAAAAAAAUUGAGGUAUACCCCUGAUAACUUAACUUGCCUAGGUGAUCUGGAUGAGGAUACCUUGGACGUUUUCUUCAUAAGGAAUUAUUACAAGGAGUUAGGCUAUGACAAGAUCCUUCAUUAUUAUUUACAAGAUCAGGAGGAAAAGGUAGGCAUGGACAAUACAGGAGUGGAUGUUGCAGAAGAAGAAGGUGCUACGGUCACUCCUAAUGACAAAAUGAGGAACCCCAGCAAUCAAUCCCCCCAAAACAAGCCAACGCCUGUCAACACCAUUGACAUUCCGAACCCUCCUAUUAAUCCAAUACCUCCUACUAAUCCAACACCUCCAACUAAGUCAGAAUCUCUCACGAAUCCAAAACCUCCAAGUCAGGAGAAGCCUCUUGCCAAUCCAAAUGAUCAAUCUCAGGCAAAGCCUCCUAAUAAUCAAAAGCCAAAACCUCCCACUAAUCCAAAGCCGAAGCCUCCUACUAAUCAAAAGCCAAAACCUCCUACUAAUUCAAAGCUAAAGCCUCCUACCAAGCCUAUUCUCCCUAAAAGUGUGUCAAUAGCAACACCCAACUCCACAUCUAAAUCCACCCUCAAGAAGAAAAUGACAACAACCACCCAUAAUUUUAGGCCUUGUACGAGGAGUGUUGCUAAGGAAAAGGCAGUGAUGCAAGCACGACAUGAGGGAGGUGAUGCACUAUCCUCUUAUUCAUAUGAUAGUGACAAAGAUAGUUUGUAUAAUCCAAGGAUCGAAGAUAGUUCUUCUGAUGAUGAUGAUUAUGAUAAUGAUAUUUGUAAGGCUAAGACUGUUAAAAAAAGACAUCAGAUUUAA